Talaromyces stipitatus ATCC 10500 is the source of this 4203-nucleotide messenger RNA. RefSeq names its product kinesin light chain 1 and, putative. Lineage: Eukaryota; Fungi; Ascomycota; Eurotiomycetes; Eurotiales; Trichocomaceae. The record is from RefSeq and is a predicted model, not a curated record. Bases 1 to 4203 code for a protein of 1400 amino acids. The transcript has a single exon. Gene Ontology annotation, biological process: nucleoside metabolic process. Gene Ontology annotation, cellular component: kinesin complex. Gene Ontology annotation, molecular function: protein binding; catalytic activity; ADP binding.
AUGACCAAAGAGGAUAUUUCACAUGCGGACUACGCUCUAGCAAUGGUCUGUGCACUACCACUGGAGCUAACCGCCGCGAAAGCGAUGCUCGAUGAAAUCCAUACCCAGCUUCCAUCAUCUUCCACCCAGUGUAGCUACACAUUGGGGAGAAUCAAGGGUCAUAAUACAGUGCUAGCCUGCCUACCCUCUGGAGUUCCUGGCACAACAUCAGCAGCCGCAAUUGUCUCUUAUAUACAAUCAACCUUCCCAAAUAUUCGAUGUGGGCUUAUGGUCGGGAUUGGAGGUGGCGUGCCGAGCAAAACAGCAGACAUUCGUCUAGGUGACGUGGUGGUUAGCAAGCCCACUGGUAUAUCUAGUGGUGUUGCCCAAUAUGAUCUUGGCAAAACCAUCAGCGGAGGAUACUUCCAGCAAACGGGAACAUUGAACCAGCCACCGACCAUCCUAUUAACUGCAAUCGCGCAACUCGAAGCGAGUGAAAUGAUGAGAAGAAGUGAUGCUAUUUCAAAGUCAAUCUCGCAUGUGUUGAGUCAGAACCCAGACAUGGAGGCUUCAUUUUCACGACCUCAGGGAGAAGACCGCCUUUUUGAAGCGACAUAUGAGCAUCUGGAAGGCAAUCCAUCUUGUAUCGCAUGUGAUGCUGAUAAACAGAUCUCCCGGACAUUAAGAGUAUCCAGAGAGCCUCAAAUUCAUUACGGAAUCAUCGCUUCCGGCAAUCAAGUGAUGAAAGAUGGCCAUACCCGAGACCGGAUUGCAAGGAGGCUAAAUGCUUUGUGCUUUGAGAUGGAAGCAGCAGGAAUUAUGAAUAAUCUCCCCUGCCUUGUGAUCCGUGGGAUCUGUGACUAUUGUGAUUCGCACAAAAACAAACAGUGGCAAGGCUAUGCUGCUCUUGCUGCUGCUGCUUAUGCCAAGCUACUGCUCUCUGUGCUACCGGUGACCCAGACCCCAAAAAGUGAGGCGCUGCCGCAGGCUUUCUGGAUGGUACCAUUUGAUCAGAACCCACAGUUUCUAGGAAGAGAGAGCGAAAUUGGUCGGCUAGAAAAUUUAAUCUUACCUGAAAAUCGUACUCGAAAAGCAGCAAUUGCGGGGUUGGGAGGGAUUGGAAAGACACAGAUCGCACUCGAGUUGGCGUAUCGUAUUCGCGAUCGAGAUCCGAACCGGUCUAUCUUCUGGAUUCGAUCAACCAAUAUGGAGGCCGUGGAAAAGUCAUUCGUGGAUAUAAGUGACACUUUGAAAUUGCAGAAUGUAAUAUCAGGCGAUGACAAAUCACAGGUGAAGGCCUAUUUAAGUUCUGAGAGGGCUGGCCCGUGGCUGCUGAUCAUCGAUAAUGCAGAUGAUGCGGAAAUAUGGAUGUCCGCAAAAGGCCCAGUUCCUGCACUAAAAACAUUUCUUCCCCGGAGUCAAAAUGGAUUUACUGUCUUCACAACACGAAAUCAACAACUUGCAAAUAGUCUGGUGGGACGAGACAUUAUCAAAAUUCCUGAACUCAAUGACAAGUUAGCAAUAGAUCUACUUCGAGCUUCACUUGUUGAAGAGAAUCUGAUGAAGGACGACACAUCUACCAUAACACUUAUACACCAGCUCGGUGGUCUCCCUCUAGCGCUUAUACAAGCGACGAGUUAUAUUAAUCAAAACUCAAUUACCCUGAAUGAAUACGUGAUGCUACUGAAUGAGCAAGAAAGUAUUAAAGUGGAGUUGCUGAGCCAGGAUUUUGAGGACGACUAUCGAUAUGAAGAUAUCCAGAACCCGGUGGCAGCUACAUGGCUAAUAUCUUUCGAACAAAUCCGCCGGUCAAACUUGUUAGCAGCAGAAUAUUUAUCACAUAUAGCAUGUGUUGACCCCCGGGAUAUUCCACUAUCUUUUCUUCCGCAGAAGGGCUCGCUGAUUGACCAGCAGAAAGCAAUGGGACUUUUGAAGGCUUAUUCUUUCAUUACAGAAAUGGCCAACAGCCGAUUUAUCAAUAUGCACCGACUUGUUCAUUUAGCCACUAGAAGCUGGCUUAGAAGUGAAAAGCUUUUAGAGCAUUGGACUAUAAAGACUGGCGAACUUCUAAGUGAGGUUUUCCCCUCCGAUGAAUACGAUAACCGGAUACUGUGGCGGGGGUACUUACCGCACGCACUAUUUAUUCUCCAAAGCCAGGAAUAUCCAAAAGAUAACCUAGAAAGAGAGAGCCUGUCACAGAGGGUUGCUCAAUGUCUUUAUGCUGACGGGAGAUAUAAUGAGGCGGAGGCACCGUUCAAAGAGGUAUUUGAAAGACGAACUCAACGGUUAAAAAAAGAAGAUCCGGAGAUCUUUGAAAGUAUGGCGAACCUCGCAUCCACAUACAGAGAUCAGGGUCGAUGGAACAAAGCCGAAGAGCUGUUCGUGCAAGUGCUGAAUUUUCGCAAGACAGUGCUGGGCCCUGAGCAUCCCUCUACACUGACCAGCAUGGCCGACCUCGCAUCCAUAUACAGGAAUCAGGGCCGAUGGAAAGAAGCCGAAGAGCUGGACAGGAAAGUAAUGGACACUCGCAAGACAGUGCUGGGCCCUAAAAAUCCCGACACACUUAACAGUAUGGCCAACCUCGCAAUCACAUACAGGAAUCAGGGUCGAUGGAAAGAAGCCGAAGAGUUGUUUGUGCAAGUAUUGAAUAUUCGCAAGACAGUGCUUGGGCCUGAACAUCCCUCUACACUGACCAGUAUGGCCGACCUCGCAUCCUCAUUUUGGAAUCAGAGUCGAUGGAACGAAGCUGAAGAGUUGUUCGUGCAAGUGCUGGAUAUGCGUAAGAUAGUGCUUGGGCCUGAACAUCCCGACACACUGGCCAGUAUGGCCAACCUCGCUUCCACAUACAGGAAUCAGGGUCGGUCUAAAGAAGCCGAAGAGCUGGACGUCAAAGUAGUGGACACUUGGAAGAAAUUGCUGGGACCUGAGCAUCCCGACACACUGACCACUAUGGCCAACCUCGCAUGUACAUACAGUAGUCAGGGCCGAUGGAAAGAAGCCGAAGAGCUAGACAGGAAAGUAAUGGACACUCGCAAGACAGUGCUCGGGCCUGAACAUCCCUCUACACUGACCAGUAUGGCCAACCUCGCAUCCACAUACAGAGAUCAGGGCCGAUGGAAAGAAGCCGAAGAGCUGGAGGUGCAAGUAGUGGACACUUGGAAGACAUUGCUGGGACCUGAGCAUCCCGACACACUGACCACUAUGGCCAACCUCGCAAUUACAUAUAGUAAUCAGGGCCGAUGGAAAGAAGCCGAAGAGCUGGACAGGAAAGUAAUGGACACUCGCAAGACAGUGCUGGGCCCUAAAAAUCCCGACACACUUAACAGUAUGGCCAACCUCGCAAUCACAUACAGGAAUCAGGGUCGAUGGAAAGAAGCCGAAGAGUUGUUUGUGCAAGUGUUGAACAUUCGCAAGACAGUGCUUGGCCCUAAACAUCCCGACACACUGGCCAGUAUGGCUAACCUUGCAAUUAUAUACAGGAAUCAGGGUCGAUGGAAAGAAGCUAAAGAGUUAUUUGUGCAAGUGCUGGAUAUUCGCAAGAUAGUGCUUGGGCCUCAACAUCCUGACACGCUGACCAGUUUGGCCAACCUUGCUUCCAUAUACAGGAAUCAGAGCCAAUGGAAAGAAGCCGAAGAGUUAGACGUGAAAGUAAUGGAUAUUCGCAAGAUAGUGCUUGGGCCUGAACAUCCUGGCACGCUGACCAGUAUGGCCAACCUCGCAAUCACAUACAGGAGUCAAGGUAGAUGGAAAGAAGCUGAAGAGCUGGAGGUGCAAGUGCUGGACAUUCGCAAGACAGUGAUGGGCCCCGAGCAUCCCGACACACUGACUAGUAUGUGGAGUUUGGCUUACACUAUAAAAGAUCAAGGUCGCCAUGCCGAAGGUCUAGCCUUGCUUGAAGCUUGUGUUCUGCUACGAGGAAAGUCCCUCGGACAAACCCAUCCCGAUACUAUUAGAGCCCUGUCAGACCUAGAACUCUGGCGAAAGGCCCUUCUGAAUCAGUCCCAUAUUGCAAGUGAUCAAUCAGCGCCACAGUUACAUCCAACGGUAACCAUAGACAGUCCCGACAAAACUAUGAUCUGUGACAACCUGCUCCAAACUCAUAUUCGUCCUCACCUUUUAUUACAGAAUGGCCUACCGAGCACCUUUCCGUCCCUAUUUCCUGCAUUGCAAAUUUCUCACCAACCAGUGCAAACCACUAACGAAGAUAAGGAUGAAGUUGACUAG